ACACUCACACACACACACACAGAGACACAGACACACACACUCUCACACACACACACUUUAGCCCGUUACUCGUCACGAUGGGACUGACAAGCGACCCAAACUUCCAGAAUCUGGAGAAAUGGUACAAAUCAAAUGCCACGAGUCUCAACAUGAGGCAGAUGUUCGAGGCCGAUAAAAACCGAUUCCGAAAGUUCAGCUUAACUUUAAAAACGGAUGAAGGAGACAUUUUGCUGGAUUCAAUAAAUGAAGAGGUUAUGAAGAUGCUGGUGGAGCUGGCAAAGUCUCGUGGUGUGGAGACCUCCAGAGACAAGAUGUUUUCAGGAGAAAAGAUUAAUUUCACUGAGGGUCGUGCUGUUCUCCACGUGGCCCUGAGGAACCGCUCAAACACGCCCAUAAACGUGGACGGGAAAGAUGUGAUGCUAGAGGUCAACAAGGUUCUGGAGAAGAUGGAGGGCUUCUGUAAUAAAGUGCGCAGUGGCGAGUGGAAGGGAUACACUGGGAAAUCCAUCACUGAUGUGGUUAAUGUUGGCAUCGGUGGAUCUGAUCUGGGUCCAUUAAUGGUGACAGAGGCCCUAAAGCGCUAUUCUAAAGGUGGACCCCGCGUCUGGUUUGUGUCUAACAUCGAUGGAACGCACAUCGCUAAGACUCUGGCUGAACUCAACGCUGAGACCACACUCUUCAUCAUCGCAUCGAAGACAUUUACAACCCAGGAAACCAUCACAAACGCUGAGUCAGCGAAGGAGUGGUUCCUGCAGGCCGCCAAAGACAAAUCUGCAGUUGCCAAGCAUUUCGUGGCACUCUCCACCAACGGACCCAAAGUGAAGGACUUCGGCAUCGACCCGGAGAACAUGUUUGAGUUUUGGGACUGGGUCGGUGGACGAUUCUCCUUAUGGUCUGCAAUUGGUCUGUCCAUCGCUCUUCAUAUCGGAUACGAGAACUUUGAGAAGCUGUUGGCUGGAGCUCAUUGGAUGGACACUCAUCUCCGUACGGCUCCUGUGGAUCAGAACGCACCCAUGCUGCUCGCUCUGCUGGGCAUCUGGUACAUCAAUGUCUUCCAGGCCUACUUCCAACAGGGUGACAUGGAGUCUAACGGAAAGUACAUCACUACUGAGAGUAACCGGGUGAACUAUCACACCGGGCCCGAUUGUAUGAGGUGAACCGGGAACUAACGGACAGCACGCUUUCUACCAGCUCAUUCAUCAAGGAGCUCGUAUGGUUCCUGCUGACUUCCUCAUUCCUGCCCAGUCUCAACAUCCAAUCAGAAACAAUCUCCACCACGAGCUGCAGAUCCAGCGAUGAAUCACAUGAAGUGACUCAAAUCUAUGGAAGCUCAUCUCUGCCAUGGGAUAAAAAUAAAUAAAU
This is a messenger RNA of Sinocyclocheilus rhinocerous, 1362 nucleotides long. Its product is annotated as glucose-6-phosphate isomerase-like. The coding region runs from base 78 to 1157 and encodes 359 amino acids. The record is from RefSeq and is a predicted model, not a curated record. Lineage: Eukaryota; Metazoa; Chordata; Actinopteri; Cypriniformes; Cyprinidae. Gene Ontology annotation, molecular function: carbohydrate derivative binding; glucose-6-phosphate isomerase activity; monosaccharide binding. Gene Ontology annotation, biological process: gluconeogenesis; glycolytic process; glucose 6-phosphate metabolic process. The transcript is spliced from 14 exons. Gene Ontology annotation, cellular component: cytosol.